Anguilla rostrata (American eel) is the source of this 7818-nucleotide messenger RNA. RefSeq names its product solute carrier family 39 member 14 (gene slc39a14). Lineage: Eukaryota; Metazoa; Chordata; Actinopteri; Anguilliformes; Anguillidae. Gene Ontology annotation, molecular function: zinc ion transmembrane transporter activity; monoatomic cation:bicarbonate symporter activity. The record is from RefSeq and is a predicted model, not a curated record. Gene Ontology annotation, biological process: zinc ion import across plasma membrane; intracellular monoatomic cation homeostasis. The transcript is spliced from 10 exons. Gene Ontology annotation, cellular component: plasma membrane. Bases 1868 to 3586 code for a protein of 572 amino acids.
AAUGCUCUAAAACUGCACUUGGCGAUUUGACAAGGUGAGUCUUUUGAGACCCCAGACAACAGCUUCAGACGCUCUGCAACUAACCAGUUCACACCGCUGCAAUUUUGUCUGCAACAUUCUAAAACCGUUUUGUCUCAUUGCGAAUCAUUGAUUUGAACUGGCCUUAAAGACGUUUUAAAUCUGCCAUUUGUAUUUGAUCCUAACUGCACAACUAUGGGUUGUAAAUAGCACAAACAUUUAAUCAUUUUCUGGAAAGAUUUCUUCAGAUAAUAUUCAAAUAUGUAGCUGCACCACAUAUACGUAUCUUAUUCUCAGCCUAUAUAUGGUAUAUGCCCAGCUGCUAAUUCAGAUUUUCAGAAUGGUCUGAUAUAAUGACCCAGAAAGUUAUGAAUAUUUUGGGUAUGAUUUUAUGAUUUUAUCAGCCUGUCCUCAAAGAGCCAACCUCUGAAAAUGGGGCCAUGGCUAUUGAGAGAUUACAUUAAGCUAAUUUACAACAGACAGUAUUUUUUUUUUGUCAAAAGAAGCAGUUCCUUUUGCAAAACUUAUUUGGUGGUUGCUCCAUUUUUCAGGGACCAGGUUCUGACCAACAGGCCUGCAUGCCUCCUGGGCAGAGGUGGAAAAUCCAAGUUCAGAAAAGUAAAAAUCCUCCCUAGUAUUUUGUUCCAAUCACCUGGAUUUUCUAAGUAAUUCAAUCUGUCAGCAAGGAUGCAGAACACAUUAGUGAAAUCAACUUGAGUUCAUGGGUGGUAGAAACGCAUGUUUUUUGUCCCUUGGACUUUCCACCUCUGCUCCCAGGUCCUGUGCUGGAGUCUAAUCAUUGUAAACUGUGUAUGUUAAGCAGGAUUGGCACUUAGCUGGCUUGUUGUAUGUGAAAUGGGGCAGACUUUGCUUGCAUUAUAUUCUGUAUGCUGUCAGUUAAAAUAAGAAAUUCAAAAGUAAGCUGUUCUUUCGAUUUUUAAAAUUAAUACUACCAGUAAGAACAUGGAGCUAUCUCCCCUACUGCCACAGUUCACUGCAGGUAGCAGCAUAUGCGACUAAAUAGUAACCUUCCAUCAUUAGCAACAGAUGGCUUUAUAAUGGAGCAAAUAUGGAGGCAGGGAGAGUUUAUACCUACUACUCAAACAUCACUUAUUUAAAAUUAUUAUACCAUGAAAUUAUUUUGUGUGUUACAGUGACAUAAGUGCAUGUUUCACAACCUUGUUCAGUAUACUGGGGGACUGUGAGGUUUGUUACAAGUAGAGGCACCUUGAAUGGUGUCUGGGCAAACGCUGCAUAUGCUGCCUGCUUCAGAGGUCAGCUCCAAAUGUUUGUAUUCCCACCGUACCAGCUAAUCAUCCUCCAGCUUCUGUGCCUUCCUCUUUAGGGUGGAGCGGUCCAUUUCACACCGGAUUCAGUUACACCUCACGGCCACAUUCUCACCUGCUAAAAGUAAAUGCCCUCAGAAACUCAAACCAUGUUUUAACCUCUUUCACAGCUUCUCUUAAAAAUCCUGUGUCAAAACAUGUUAAUAAUUGAGACAUAUCAUCUGGCCUCAGGGAAAUUUCAUUAUAGUGGGACCUCGGGUCAUGUUAAGGAUUUUAAUGAGCAACUGAAUUGUGAUCUCACAAGUAGUGGGCAGAAGUUGGAGCACACUAUGUGUUUCAAAGGGGUUCCCUUGAACAAUGUUAGAUCAACCAUUCAGGGGAUAAAGGUUGCCUUUGAUCAAGAGGAGGAGCGAUAGAUUUCUUCUCUCUGAUCCCCUGGUUACAAAUUCCCAGCAAUUCCAACUUAGUUUAUUUUCAAGGACGAAUGUCCUGUUAAUGUUCUGUCUACCUUCUCCGUCUGCCUGAAGAAGAGUCACACAGAAACCAACCAUUGACCUGCAAUCAUGGGUUCCGGGGCUCCUCCGCUCCCUCUCCACCGGAGAGGCUCUGAAAGGUCGGCUCUCUCUCGACUCUGCCCCGAGCUCCACGGAGACGCGCAGGGACGAGGUCGGAAGAGCAGGUUCCGUCGGCAGAGCUCCGUUCUCGCUGAGGGGUCCCCAGCUCUCCCCCGCAGCGGGCCAGCGUCGGUCAGGGGCCGCGCCCGCUCCCCGGCGCCCUCCGGAGGAGUCAUGACGGAGAGGCCCGCCCAUGGCGGCGCCCAGCUGACAGUGAGCCUGGCCCUGCUGCUCUGCCUGCUGGGCCGGGCGGGGGCCGCCGCCGAGCCCUCCCCGGCCCUCUUCCUCCAGGACCUGCUGUCCCGCUACGGGGACAACGCCACCAUCUCCGUGCCCCAGCUCCGCGUGCUCCUGGCCCGCCUGAACGUGGGGCAGGGCCAGGGCCAGGGGCAGGGUCAGGGGGAGGGCGGGCCAGAGAGGCAGACGCCCGCGGGCAACGUUUCUACGUGCUUGUCGACGGACGCCCUGCUGGGCGCCCACGGCUUGGACGAGCAGUCGCGUCUGGACGGGCGCGGCCUGCAGGAGGUCUGCCCCACCAUCCUGCAGCAGCUGGACGUCGGCGACUGCGGGGCGGAGAAGAAGAAGGAGCCCGCCGACGACGCCCCCCCGGAGGCGGGGCCUUCGCCCGGCGAAGUCUGGGGUUAUGGGUUCCUGUGCGUCACGGUCAUCUCCCUGUGCUCCCUGGUGGGCGCCAGCGUGGUGCCUUUCAUGAGGAAAACCUUUUACAAGCGGCUGCUCCUCUACUUCAUUGCCCUGGCCAUUGGCACGCUGUACUCCAACGCCCUGUUUCAGCUCAUCCCAGAGGCUUUUGGCUUUGAUCCCAUGGAGGCGUACUACGUCUCCAAAUCGGCCGUGGUGUUCGGGGGCUUCUACCUGUUCUUCUUCACCGAGAAGGUCCUGAAGAUGGUGCUGAAGCCUAAGAAUGGGAAGCCCCAGGGCCACGGCCACGGCCACAGCCACUUCCCGGCCGAGCACUAUGCCUCCAAGGCGGACUUGGAAGACGGGGUGACGGAGAAGCUGCAGAACGGGGAGGCGGGGCUGGCCCUGGCCGACGGGGACCUGGGGGCCCGGGGCCCGGGCGAGGACGACAGGGUGCUGAGCGCGGGGCAGACUGUGCAGGAACCGCCGAAUUCGGGCGGGGGCGGCUGCUAUUGGCUGAAAGGCACGGCGUACACGGACAUCGGCACGCUGGCGUGGAUGAUCACCCUGAGCGACGGGCUGCACAACUUCAUCGACGGCCUGGCCAUCGGUGCCUCCUUCACCGUGUCCGUCUUCCAGGGCAUCAGCACUUCAGUGGCCAUCCUGUGCGAGGUGUUCCCCCAUGAACUGGGCGACUUUGUGAUUCUGCUCAAUGCGGGCAUGAGCAUACAGCAGGCUCUCUUCUUCAACUUCCUGUCGGCCUGCUGCUGUUACCUGGGCAUGGGCUUCGGCAUCCUGGCCGGCAGCCACUUCUCUGCUAACUGGAUCUUCGCCCUGGCUGGGGGCAUGUUCCUUUACAUCGCCCUGGCUGAUAUGUUCCCGGAGAUGAAUGAGGUGAGCCGGGAGGAAGAGGAGGCUGGCGGCAGCGGCUCCCUCCUCACCUUCGCCAUCCAGAACGCGGGGCUGCUGACGGGCUUCGCCAUCAUGCUUCUGCUCACCAUGUAUUCGGGGCAGAUCCAGCUGGGCUAGGCCCCGCCCUGCCCCGCCCCACUCUGCCUGGCCCCACCCACCCCCACCCGGUUCCCUUGGUUUCGUACUCCAGCAGUGCCAUCUUCCUGUAUCGCAGCCGAAGUACACACGUUCCCAUAUGCAGUACUGCAUCCUAAUGCCUUUAGAUCUCCCUUCCCGCUCCUAUGACCUUUGACCUCUGUCCCUUGCCCUAAAGAAAUGGAGAUCCUGUAACGUGUCUUAUGGACGUCCGGAGCAAGCACGUGAACAUCGUCUCCAUCAGCCGAAUUACAAAUUGAAAUGGAUUUUUAAAAAGCACAGAUAUCGGGGAUAUAUCAGCUCUGGAGAUUCAUGAAGUGCAGUAAUAACUGCGAAUUCCCUCAGACCAAAUCUAUGACGGUUGGUUUCAUUUCCAUUCAUUUUUGGCACUGUCUGGAUUACCUGUCCUUUGUACUUGGGGACUGUGAAUAAGCUUGCGGUGGAGGUAUGGCAAUCAGAACCCAACUCCACCGAUGGACCUACAGUCACGGGCCGGGGGUCCUGGUGUGAUACGCCAUCUUGGAGCACUUUGCACUGUCGUUCUUCGAUAUUGGUGGACCCCACAAAGACCUCUUCCCUUGAAAAGUCAUGACAUACCUUAGAAAAGGUCAUUCCAUACCAAACAACCCAGAGAGUGGUGAAACAUCUUGCGCCUGAGAGAUUAUCUGUGUAAAUGUCCAUUUUUAUUUAUUUUUUUGGUAAAACAGAUUGCCCCCCAAGAGUCUGUCUAUGUAAAUGUUCAUUCUUAUUUAUUUUUCAUUCUGUUUUCAUAACGUGAAAGAAUUUGCCUGGCUCGAGGGGACUGAAACCUAGAUGGAAGACCAAAUACGAGCCAUUCUUCUGUGUGAAGGGCCUUUUAAGAAAACCUUCCCUCGCCUCUCUUGAAUUGGACUUCUAGAAAAUGUAGUUUUUGUAACUUUCCUUGUAGUCUCUUUUUUUUUUUUUUUUAAUUUUAUUUCAUUUUUGUACUGCUGUCAGUUUAUUGUUGUGCAGGAUGGUCAUCAGCAGUGGCGGUUGGCCGUUUUCCCACUGGUGCAAAACAGAGACCGGUUCAGUUCGAUUCAGGUUCUUUGUGGACCAUCCACGUGUGGCGAACUGUACUCUGUAGGAUACUGCACGAAUGCAGUAUAUUUGCCUGGAUACUGUUCGUUUACCGAAGGAAUUAUUUUUAGUACCUUUGGUAUCUUUAGUUCUUUAUGAACUAUAUUUAAUUAAAUGUUUAUUAUGAUCAUGUAAUGAAAAACCAAGGAUCAAAUAAUGCAGACCUGUUAUGGACCCACAUAAUUAGGUUUGCUUUGUUCUAUACCAGAUGUGAUGAGACCAUAGAUAUUUAUGACACUACUUAUGAGUUGAAGUAGGCUUUAAGUGUUUCAUUUCUUGCACGAACUCGCAGUCUCCCUGAGGACUUUGUGGAACUGCUUUGAGAUCUGCUCUCUGUAAAGCCUUACAGUAAGGCAGGGCUGGCUGGUUAAAUGAAUGGUGGCAAAGCCAGUGUUGGUGUGAGUUGGAGAGGACUGCUAGAGUCUCAACUGGAAUGUGGUUCAUUAGGUAUCGUUCUUUAGAAACCAAGUAUUUUUGUGCUAGAAAACUGCCAGGGCUGAUUGACUGUGGCUGUUCCGUUGGGCUCAUUCGCUUUCUUGUCUCCGUAGAUUGUCUUUGGUCGCAAAUCACGCAAAUUGCUAGUAGGGUCAAGUCGAUAAUAUGUAAUGAUGCUGUUAACUCAGACAGUGAGCUGACACCAUUAGUUGAAAUAGUUCAAAUUUUGAAACAUCAGCUGUAGUUCUGUGUUGUUUACAUGCAAUAAUUUGUGUUAUAUGCAAAAAAAAUUAUACUCGAUUUUUGCAGCCCUGGCUGCGUUAAUUGUGAGAUCUAGAAACCAACAUUACGUAUAAAAAUACUGUCCAAUACACAUCAUGCAGUGCUAAGCUAGAUAGUUGCUUCAAGUUGGAAAAAAUUAAGAGCAGCUAAACUGGACACCCACUGUAUGUUCUAUUUGUUUUCAGUUACUGGCAUGACAUUUUAAGCAUCCUAUCAUGGUGCGGGGCACAGUUUUUACGUCUCGUUCAAUAUUUUUUUCUCCACAAAGAGUGAAUUUUGGGAUACCUGCUGGAUAGAUCAUAUUUGUUCUGACACUUUGAUUUCUGUUGUCACAGUGGUGGAUUUCAAACAGGUGUAGUAUGAGACAUCUGGCCAGAAGGGGGAGACAAAGGCUUUCUUAAACUCAGGAUUACUUUGACGCUCACUAAUAGCUGACAGUGUGAGCUUUCCCCAAGUUAUACAAGACCCCUGUUCAAAGAUGCUAGAUUUGUUUAUUUGAAGAUACACUAACGCAUUCAAAUGUUGAUGUCAAACUGACCAUAUUUACCUUCAACAGAUGGGUCCAGUACUAUCAUUUUGGGGCAGACAGUAUAUGUGGUCCUCACUCUGAUCUCCCAGUGGUGGUGAAGUAGGCAUUUUUCUAUUACAGGUGCAUAAAUCCCUUCGUCAAGACAGUAGAUUAACUGGUUGAUGGAACCUGCCGCUGUAGCCUUUGUCUUAGUGGCUUCUGUGGUGUACAUGAAUACAAAAUUUGUGUGCCUUUGUUGUAUACUUCACCAGCAUUGACAAGUGCAGCCAUUUUAGAUUACAUCCACUUUUGUUAUAUGCAAUAUAUGGUGCAGAACUGAAAUAAAAAUGUCUAAAUCUUAAAACUGAAAACAUUUAGAUCUGGUUGGAAGGAUGGUGGUUAUUUCCUUUGGGUAAAUGUAUUCAAAAUGUGACUAUGGCGUCUGCCGAUUGAAGUUAUCUCCUGUCAGUGAUUUUCAGUCGCAGUCAGUGUGUUUGUUUUCAGUCUUUAUAAAGUUUUAAUGAAGGCAGUAAAGAAUAGCACAAAAAGCCAUUUGUAUACUUGAAAACCAUCACUGUACAUCUGUUUGCCAGCCUCCUGGUUAUCUUGGUAAUGGGUGGUGAUGCUUUUAAUGGAUGUUACUGUCUUUUUACCUGAUGUAAUCAUCUGUGCUUAAACAACUGAAUAAAGACUGAAAGGGGAUGUAUGGCAUUUCUUCCUAAAAUAGACAGUUCCCCAGCUGCAUGGUUGUGUUGAUUAUUUUUAGGUUAUAGUUCUGAAUUAAUAUACACUACUAGCUUUGUUAUCCUUGGAGGGAGGGAACCUUGUGACAGUUGUCACUUGUCAUUUUGUUGAAGCCAUUAUUUGAAUUGAAAGUGAGAAGAACUUUUCAUUAAUAAUGCCAUUAGAAUUUUGUUCUUUAUUUGAAAGUGGCAAGUCAUCCUCCUAAAACCCAGCAAUUUAUUUUUGUCACCUUGUAGGGUCUUUGGUCUUAAUAUCAAGAACCAUAUAUUCUACUAUGCUGAAAAGUACACUACAAGGGACAUUCAAUAAAAAUAAGGUUUUUGGAGAAAAAAAAAACUUGGACUUUUUCUGCUGGGUUUCAGUAGGAUAUGCUGACUGUAGCAGAUUAGUUGUAGAAUUUAAAGCACCAUUGAACCAAAUGUGACUGGUCUGUGUUAGUUUGAGUGAACAAAACAUCAGUAAUUUCAUAUUGAUGCUAUUUAUUUUAGAGGAGCAUUUAUUUGAAGGCCUACACAAAUGGCAAUAUACCCCGAGAAGUUUGGGACUGGUUUUCCCAAUGGUCAAUAAAACUGUGUACAUAUGGUGAGCAUAUACACUUUCUCUGGUGUUUUAUUUUUUUGUUGAUUAAGGGAUCAUCUUCUUUUUAAAAAUUAACUAAGUAAUUUUUUAGUUGUUUCUUAUUUUUGGGAUUUCAUUGAUUAGCUUAAAAUGAAAACAAACACUGAUUAUUAAUUUACUAAUUUACUCUAUGAAUUCUGUGAAGUGUCUACCAUCAUACGGUUUCCUAAAAUGUAAAAAAAAAAUUACGUUAUCACGUUCCCUAAUGGAGAUUCUGAAGCCUAAGAUCAACUGAGACUUGUAUAUGCACCUACAGUAAAUGCUGUUACAUGUUUUCCCCCUUGUCAUGGGAGUGGAUUUUUAAGUGGUGUCAGGGUUGCAAAUGUCCUGUACUUCAUGUGAGGUUUUAUCAUUUUUGGAGGAGUAUUGAUUAUGCUUAGGAUUACAAACUGGUACUCAUUAAUGACGCAAUGUCCAGAAACUUUUUUUUUAUUUUUUAAUCUCUUUCUGUUGUAAUUGGAAGCUCCACCAUGCCUGUUCAUUGUGUUGAGUGGAAACGUCUUUUUAUAAACUUUUUUUCAAAACA